Messenger RNA from Nicrophorus vespilloides, 1079 nucleotides. Its product is annotated as retinol dehydrogenase 12-like. The record is from RefSeq and is a predicted model, not a curated record. The transcript is spliced from 4 exons. The coding region runs from base 26 to 1018 and encodes 330 amino acids. Lineage: Eukaryota; Metazoa; Arthropoda; Insecta; Coleoptera; Silphidae.
GAGCCUAUAUUCAGUAAGAGUAAUCAUGAGUUGUUUAAUAUCAAUAGCGUUUUAUGUGCUCUUGGCUGGAAUUCUUCUAAAGAUCUACUCAAAACUGUCAAUGGGAUGGUGUAGAGCUGAAGUGUGUCUCGUAGGAAAAACAGCUUUGGUAACAGGCGGUAAUUCUGGUAUUGGAUACGAAACUGCCCUGCAUUUAGCGUCUAGAGGAUGCAGGGUGAUAAUUGCCGAUGUCGUUGAUUCUGAAUCCAGUAGAAAACAAAUUGUUGAAGAAACUGGUAAUGACAAUAUCAUCUACAAAUGGAUAGACUUGGGCAGUUUGCUGUCAACUCGAAAAUUUGCCGAAGAUAUAAUCAAGACUGAACCCAGAUUGGAUAUCCUGAUCAACAACGCAGGUGUUGCUGGUUUUGCUGAAAUCUGCAGCGACGAUGGAAUAUUGAUGGAUAUGCACAUUAACCAUUUCGGUUCAUUCCUUUUAACACACCUAUUAGUUGAUAUCUUAAAGAAAACGCCAAAAAGUCGCAUUGUAUUUGUCAGCUCAAUUGGGGCAUUCCUGCACCAGGUAAAUACAGUAGAAGACAUCAAUAGACCAGCCAGGUUUUCUCAUAAAACCUUUAAAUCUUUAUUGCAAUAUAAUAACAGCAAGUUAUGUAAUAUAAUCUCAGCGAGGGGUUUCGCCAAAAGACUUUCGAAACACAGUAUCACAGUGAACGCCGCAUAUCCAGGCAUAGUUUGUACGCCUAUCUUUACUUCCAUUCGAAAUCGCAUUGGAGAAAGCACAUGGGUUUUCAAAAUGAUCAACAUAUUCACUUGGUCCUUUGGGAAAAGUGCCAAGGAAGGCGCUCAGACAACGUUGCAUUGCGCCAUCGAUAAAUCCGUUGAAGGAAUAUCCGGGAAAUUUUUCUUGGAUUGCAAAGUCUUUAAACUCCCGCCAAAAGCAGCCGACGAUGAUUUCUCAGAAGCCGUUUGGACUGAGAGCGAGAAGAUAGUAAAAUUGUCCCAAGAGGAGAAAAUACAAUAAUCAUAUUAAAUAUUUUUGUAGUAAUAUUAUUUGCAACUUUAUCAUAAGUAAUGUUAAUAAU